Bombyx mandarina (wild silkworm) is the source of this 506-nucleotide messenger RNA. RefSeq lists its product as uncharacterized. The record is from RefSeq and is a predicted model, not a curated record. NCBI's taxonomy places the organism in Eukaryota, Metazoa, Arthropoda, Insecta, Lepidoptera, Bombycidae.
CGGACGCGAGUGCCAUGACUGUAUAGAGAUUACCAAAUGAGUGCUUCGCGGACGCACCGCACGCGAUCAUCGGUGCCUUACAGAAGAACCUGUUCUAUUUGACUGUGUUUUUUUUUUUAAUUUCCAAACCGAACUAGGAUAAGACUUUUCUUGGAUCGUACCGUUUGUGGCUAAUGUAUGGCGAUGUCGCGUCGUCGCAGGCUCGAUGGAGGCGGGUGAGCGGGACCGUCGGCGCCGAUGCGCGCCUGGUUCGUCGUGUGUGCGGCGCUCGUCGCGGUAAGCCGGGCGACCGCGGCGACGUCCGCGCACCCCCACGCCCCUACCGCGCGACUAGAGCGGAUCAAGUCACAGAUACUCGCCAAGCUGGGUCUGACCUCAAGACCGACACCACAAGGCGCGCCGCCCCGCGACGUUGUUCGCGCGAUCCUGGCGCGCGCAGCCGACUCCGAACCACAACCACCACAGCAAGAGGAGCACAUGAGAGAAGUCAUUGCGAUAGCGCAUAA